Messenger RNA from Gigantopelta aegis, 1554 nucleotides. Its product is annotated as WD repeat-containing protein 53-like. The transcript has 2 exons. Gene Ontology annotation, molecular function: protein binding. NCBI's taxonomy places the organism in Eukaryota, Metazoa, Mollusca, Gastropoda, Neomphalida, Peltospiridae. Bases 116 to 1138 code for a protein of 340 amino acids. The record is from RefSeq and is a predicted model, not a curated record.
AAAGUUGUCGCCCUUGUCACCUUGUGUUGAUUUCACGAGAAACCCGAGUCGAAAUUGUAAAUUUUAAUUAUCAUCUACAAAAUUGUUAAUGUAUUGGUAAUUGCAGAAUAACAAAAUGGCACAAACUCUGACCGGAGGUCACACAUCAUCUGUUCUAUGUGUAGACUUAUCGACUACAAACCGGGUUGCAUCGGGAGGUGAGAACGGAGAGCUCUGUCUGUGGUCGACCUCGAGAGAUCUGCUCCACACAUUCGUCCGAGACGAGAAGGACUGCACAUCUGUGCUGUUCUCAAAGAAGACCCCGUCGACACUGUAUGCAUCGUUUGGAGACGAGAUCCUCGUGUUCGACACAGACGGAGACAUGCAGAUCCCCGUGCGUUCGCUGUGCUCCAACCGGGAUGAGAUCAACCAGAUUCAACUGGAUGACAAGGAAGAGCUUCUGGCUGCCUGCGAUGACUCUGGUGAAAUAAAAGUCGUGAAUUUAGUCGAGUGGAAGGUCUUGAAGACGCUGCGACACAAACACACAAAUAUCUGCUCAUCCGUGCAUUUCCGUCCUAGCCAUCCGUGGCAUUUGUUUAGCGGAGGCUUAGACUGCAAGCUCAUUCACUGGGAUUUCGCGAAAUUAAAAGCACUAAACCAGCUCAAUAUGCAGGAGCUGCAGAGUACACCGACAGAUGCGUCGGGGUACAUGUUCAACCCUCCAUUAAUUCACCAUCUCGACGUCUCGCCGAACGGAAAAUUCCUUGCAUGUGCCCUGGAGAACGGGCAGAUCGAAGUGUUUGACACUUCACACAGGCACAUCAGAGAAGUGUUCAGCUUGUUUGCGCACGAUCAAGGAGCGUCGCAGGUUCACUUCCUUGACGAUUCGUUUCUCGUGUCGGGUGGGAACGAUCGACACAUUGUUCUGUGGGAUCUCAGCAAAGCUGGGGAUUACGAACAGCACGAGAGUGAUUCGGUAACCAAUGGACACAGUUCUCCACUGGAAAGCAGAAAUAGUAUACUUUCCGAACUGUGUAAAGUAUCGUCUAUACCUCACUCUCACAAGGUCAACUGGCUGAAGCCCUUCGUUCAGAAUGGACAGUCAUUUGUUGUAGUAGCUGAUCAAACGAAUGUCGUAAAACUUUUGCCUUUGAACUGACCGGUUCAGUUUUACAUUUACAGUUGUUUUUUUUUUAUGAAAGAUCAUUUAAAAGUGAUCCGAAAGUUGGUCAAAACCACAACAUGUUGCACUUUUACAGUUAUGUAUUGUAAUUUAUUAAAUAUACUAAACUACAAAAGAAAUGCAAAUAUUAAUUAGUCUUCUCUUUAAUUUAUUUAAAAUUAUUAAUUCUCAAUCCCAUUAGUUUUUGUGUAUUUUAUAAUUAUCAAUGCCGUGUAAACUUUUUAAAUCCGUUUUGACAGUCUGUUUACCAAUUUAAUUUUAUGGGGGGAUAUAUACUCUUCAAAAAAAGUAGGGGAACUCUAAUAAGAAUUUACAGUUGCCAAACUUGUAAGGUAUAUUAGCUGUGGGGAAUGGUUAUAUGAUAAUAGUGAAUUAAUUGGGCAAACAUUACA